UUCGCCCCAGCGGGCUGUGGCGCCGUGUACCUAUUUCAGCUCCUCAAUCAUGAGAAAGGAAAAACAACUGGGCGUCAGGACAAGCGAUUAUCAGGACCGACAUGAACGCGGCUUUGUGUAUAUAAAUACAGAUAUAUGUAGAAUGGAGUAAUACAGUUUCGAUGUAUUGACUGUGUUAGUUUAGCUCUACACGGAGUUGUUUGGAGAGAGGUAGUCACUGUAGUGUGAGCUAGCUAGCGUUAGUUAGCAGUCCAGGUUUUCACUGGUUGGUGUUCACGAGCUGCUCCACUCGGCUUUAUUGGAGGGGACAAAGGCUCGGUAAAGCUGGCGAGGUAGCCCAUGAUGAAUCGCUUCCGAAAGUGGCUGUAUAAGCCGAAGAGGUCGGACCCUCAAUUACUCGCCCAGUUUUACUAUGCCGAUGAAGAGCUGAACCAGGUGGCCUCGGAGCUGGAUAGUCUGGACGGCAGGAAGGACCCUCAAAGAUGCACACUGCUUGUCAACCAGUUCCGCUCGUGCCAGGACAAUGUGCUGAAUAUCAUAAACCAGAUCAUGGAUGAGUGUAUACCAGAAGACAGAGCAAACAGAGACUUCUGUGUGAAAUUUCCGGAGGAGAUCCGCCAUGACAACCUCGCAGGACAGCUGUGGUUUGGGGCAGAGUGUCUAGCAGCAGGCUCAAUCAUAAUGAACCGGGAGAUUGAGAGUAUGGCGAUGCGGCCACUGGCCAAAGACUUGACACGCAGUUUGGAGGAGGUGCGCAACAUCACCCGUGACCAAGCGCUGCGAGACCUCAACUUCUACACAGAGCGCAUGAGGGAGGCACUGCGACAGUUUGACGGCCUAUUUGCCGAGUUUGAGCUCAGUUAUGUAUCAGCCAUGGUGCCUGUAAAGUCUCCUAAAGAGUACUACGUCCAGCAGGAGGUGAUUGUGCUCUUCUGUGAGACGGUAGAGAGGGCCCUAAAACUUGGCUAUCUCACACAAGACAUGAUUGAUGAUUAUGAACCUGCUCUCAUGUUUACAAUCCCCCGACUAGCAAUUGUGUGCGGACUUGUUGUGUAUCCUGAUGGACCUCUUAACCUGGAAAACAAACCAGAGGACAUGUCAGAACUCUUCCGACCUUUUCGCACAUUACUGAAGAAAAUUAGGGACCUGUUGCAGACUCUGACAGAUGAGGAGUUAACGACCCUGGAGCGGAAUCUGUGUAUCUCGCAGGAUGGGGAGUUUCCUGGAGAUCCUAUCUCCUCUACCUCAGAGUCUGCUACCUCUAUCAACUCCAAGAGUCAGGCGGAGGAGUCCCAGAAAAGAGAAGAGCAAAAGGAAGUGGAGAAGGGGACAGAGCUGGUUCUAUGUUCCUCUCAGUGUGAGGAGGAGGAUGCAUGGGAGAAGGACCAGGAACAGCAGGAGGUUCCAAGGGAAGGAGAUGAGGACACUGAAGUGGACCUGGCCUGUUCCAUGCAGUAUGACGAAGAAGAGAUUGAGCAGCUCAACAUGAUGGUACACCGUGUUGGUGAUCACAUGUCCACACUGCUCUCACCACCAAGCCAGAGGCCAUCUCCAGCUCAUUAUCACCGAAAAAAACAGACUAGCGUGGGUGGAUCUAGUGUGCCCUCAAGCACUGAAAACUCUCCUCAUCGAGCUCCUGGCUCCCAGCACGAGGAAGACGAGCGAGUCUUCUUCAUGGACGACCUGGAAGGCAUGGGCAGUGUUGGAGAUGCUGGAACUAGCUCAGGGGAACUCCGACAGGGGCAGCGAGUCUCUCCAAUCGUGAACCUCGGAUCCCUCAAGCACAUCAGGCCAGAGAUUACAAGUGACUCCACCUCCAAUGGAUGGAUGACAGCUUGUCAAUCAAAUGAGGAUUUUGAUCAGAGCAGCCAGGAUAAACUGUGCCUCUCUUCUGUACCUGCAGGAACCCCAGAAACCUUACCACUUGUGAAUGGCUGGGAGGGGCAGUUGGAUGGGGAGGAAGGGGAAGGGGGGGAGCCAGCAGAGGUCAUUGCCCACCGGACAGGUGGGAUGAAGCUGUCAGCCACUGUGAUCUUUAACCCACGCUCACCUAACCAGCCUGAGUUGGUGGUUUUGCCACGCUCAACCGAGGGAACUGCUCACCGCCUGCUCAACUCCUGUGUGUGCUGCACAGCAGGAUGUCUCGAUGCCCAUGAUGACCCCACUAACACAGAUAGCACAACUGAAGAUGGGAUUCUGGAGUUUAGGAAGUGCAAGCUUGCCAUCACAAGCACCGUUAUCCAGUCUGCAAUGGGAGCCUGUGGCACAGGGAAGGGAGAUGCCCCUUUGCCCCUUCCGCCUCCACCUGGCCCACAACAAUUGAGAGAGGAGGCUGAGGACCAAGAUGGAGGAAGGCUUCCUCAUGCCCCCUGUUGUGAGAAGUGCCUUGCCAAUAGCUCCAAGCUGUCCCCGCACAGAGAUACUGGAGAGGACGAGUCAAGAGAUGGAUACGCCCAUCAGGAAAGAGCCUGCAGAGUAAUGGCUAGCUCUGCAUCAAAGGAGAAACAGCCCAAAGAAGACAACAAAAAUGACUCCAGUUUACAGGGAUCCCCUCUCAGUUCAGGCACCAGCAGUGACUGUGAGAGUGUGUCUGUCACCACAUGCAGUCUGUCCAGUUCAUGCACCCCCAGUAGUUUGACCACCAGCUCUGAGAUGUCUGAGGAGCUUGAUCACCAGGAGCUUCAGCUGGCCCUGCAAGCUUCUAAACUGGUUGCUCACAACAAAAUACGUGCUCGCUUCCAUAGCAGUAGUGACCUCAUCCAUCGUUUGUUUGUCUGCAUAUCAGGUGUGGCUGAUCAAUUGCAAACAAAUUAUGCAAGUGACCUGAGGAGCAUCCUGAAGACGCUGUUUGAGGUCAUGGCAACAAAAUCCGAGCAAGGGGACAACGAGAAGCAAAAUAAAGGACCGAGAGUAGGAAGUGCUGGAUUAGAAGACUGCGCUCUUUGUCAAGAGACAAUGACCUCGUCAGAACUCGCAGCAAAGGCGCGGGACGGUCAGUUUGAAGACCCUCCUGAGUGGGUUCCGGAUGAGGCCUGUAACGCCUGUAUCGCCUGCAAGGCUCCUUUCACUGUCAUCCGGAGGAAGCACCACUGUAGGAGCUGUGGAAAGAUCUUCUGCUCCCGCUGCUCUUCACACUCAGCCCCGUUACCACGCUAUGGUCAGAUGAAGCCUGUGAGGGUGUGCACUCACUGCUACAUGUUUCACGUCACACCUUUCUACAGUGACAGGACUAGUGUUUGACUGUAGCCCUGCCUUGCACCACCGUUACACAUGGACAUAAGCACAUAUACCACGCGGAAAGAUGGAAACGUUUAGCAAAAGCUACACACACCCUUUUUUUUGAAGAAAAAAAAAAUGGUUACGCACAUUUAUUUAACCCUAUAUAUAUAUAUAUAUAUAUAUAUAUAUAUAUAUAUAUAUAUAUAUAUAAUUGUGCAUCUCAAAAAAAUUUAAUAUCUUGGAAAAGUUUGGGGGUUUUUUCCUGUAAUUUAAUUAACAAAGUGAAAUAUUUCAAGCCUUUUUUUUUAUUUAUUUAUUUAUUUAUUUAUUUAAAUCUGUAUUAUUACUGCUUAAAGCUCAUGGAAAUCAAAAAGUCCAGUAUCUCAAAAUAUGAGUAUAAAGAACUUAUAAUACAGAAAUGUCAACCUCCUGAAAGGUAUGUUCAUUUAUUCACUCAAUCCUUGGUCGGGGCUCCUUUUGCACAAAUUACUGCAUCAAUCAAUUUAUUCUAAUAUUUUGAGAUAGUGGAUUUUUGAUUUCCAUGAGCUAUAAGCCAUAAUCAUAAAGAUUAAAACAAAAAGGCUUGAAAUAAUUCACUUUGUGUAAUGAAUCUAGAACAUAUGAAAGUUCAUUUAAUUUAUAAAGUGGAAAAAAUUUACUUUUCCACACUAUUCCAGUUUUUUGAGGUGUGUGUGUGUCGACAUCGGAGAAGAAACCCUGAGCAAAGAACAAACUAGCUUUGACGUUCUGAUUCAUAAAUUAUCUGAAGUUAAUAAAUGCUUAUUAUCAAGCACAUUAAGAAAUGGCGCCAAAGUAUUUGCUGUAAUUCUCUUAAAUAGAGCAUGAAGUGAAUUGACAGAACUGAAUUGUGAUCGAUGGUCCCAGUGUUAGGGACUCUCACUCAGUGAUUAUUUCGAAUUAAAACUUUUAUUAGUCUUUUGCUAAUAGUGAUUUGAUUUAAUAGUGUCAGAAGUUCAAUAGGGCUCAGAUUCAUUACUGAAUGUAAACCGUGACGAACACGUGAGCAACUGUGACAAGUAUAAAGACAAUAAUAUUAACAUUAUUUGCACCAUUGAUUAUGCCAAUAUGUGCUCAUCAUAACAUACUGAAGAGUUUUUUAUUAUUAUUAUUAUUAUUCAAAAAGUUUUAUUUAAGAAAAGAUGCUGCUCUCUGUAAAAUAAAAAAAUGAGGCUUUAGAAUA
Ictalurus punctatus (channel catfish) is the source of this 4420-nucleotide messenger RNA. It is a transcript of the gene zfyve28, whose product is annotated as zinc finger, FYVE domain containing 28. The record is from RefSeq and is a predicted model, not a curated record. NCBI's taxonomy places the organism in Eukaryota, Metazoa, Chordata, Actinopteri, Siluriformes, Ictaluridae. Gene Ontology annotation, cellular component: early endosome membrane. Gene Ontology annotation, biological process: negative regulation of epidermal growth factor-activated receptor activity. Bases 340 to 3240 code for a protein of 966 amino acids. Gene Ontology annotation, molecular function: metal ion binding. The transcript is spliced from 14 exons.